Molecule: messenger RNA, 5558 nt
Organism: Symbiodinium necroappetens
Lineage: Eukaryota; Dinophyceae; Suessiales; Symbiodiniaceae
Source: the annotation of a GenBank genome assembly
GCUGCGACUCGGCCUGGCUCGAGGGCCACGGGACCUGGACGUUGCGAGGCUGUGGCUCACGGUCCUUGUGAUGUUCAUCCACGUCGUCGACCACGGACCCUGGCUUCCCGUCACCCAGCACACGAGCGGAGCCUGGCUCUGCCUCCUCCGCAGUGGCCUGAACCGCGUGAACGUGGCCUUCGUGGUGCUCCUGGUCCACCUCAGCAUCAGCCGUAGGUCCUUGAAACAGGCAAUCUCCCUGUGGGGCUGGGUCAGAGGUCUGUUGCACCACAUCUUGAAGAGAUGGCUUGUGAUUUCACCGGUGGUCUCAUUCUGGAGCUUUGUUUUCGUUCACGCGCCCUUUGCAGAUGUUCCCAUGAACAACAUUUUGAAGUCCCACGCGCUGUUUCACCACUACAGCGCGAAGCGAGACGAGUGUGCGCAUCCGCUGCAUUUGAUGUCGAGCUCGUUCUUGGUGCAUGGGCCGCUGAUGGGCAGGGCGUCGCCUUGCAUGAAUGCCGACAUCUUCGAGAGUUUGUUCCAAGUGGACGUUGUGGUGUUCGGCUUGCUCUCUGCAGUGGGCCGUUUCCGUGCUGCCACCGUGGCGCACUUGCUGUGGGUGCCUGCGGUGAUUCUGAGCUAUCAUACAGUGCCUGGUGCCUCCUUUAACGGAGCCGGUCACCACUUCACUGGUCUGCUGCCCUCAGCACUUGCGACAUUGGCAAUCUCUUCCUGGCUCAGCCCUUACGAGCUUCAGCUUUGUCCCCGUACGCGGGCGCCCUGUCGAUACGCCCUGCGAAUUCUUGCGAGCACAUGCAUUGCAGCAACUUGCUUCCAGGACUUGCUUACUACCGGAGGCAAAUUCGCAUUUCCCUUGCCUAGCCUUGAGGGUAUGGCAAGCUUCCUCAAGGCGCUGCAUCCAAAAAAAGAGCAAUAUGUGAUUUUCUGUCAUGUUUACGAGCUGGUGUUUGUGCUCGGACUCGUUAUCCACUUGAAGCUGGGCUGGCAAGCGCUUGCCCAACGCCAGGAGGAGGCUUUGGCCAUGGGCUCCGUCGAGGCUGUCAGGGUCUUCUACGGGGUCACAAAUGACACUUGGGCCGUGGUUCAUGCUCAGCUGGGCCAGCCAGAUAUGCGGAUCCUGGCCGCCCUUCCUCCUGAGGCCCUGGUGGAAAACGUUAUGACAGCAAGGAGAAUUGCUUGGACCAAAUGGGGAGGGGACUAUGAGGCUUGGGCCGAUGUGGACCCGUGGGCCAAGCCACCGGCACCCCCGGCACCUGCGACCUCGACGUCAUCUACAACUACAGGCCUGAAGGAAAGGGGCAUCAAGAUGUCGGCCACCAUCGACCAGUCAGAUGACUCAGAGUUCGCCCCGGAGAGCUUGGCCACGGCGGAGGACGAGGACUGCACCGUGGAGCAGCUCAGCGCGCUGAACAAGCGGGUGGCCUCGCUGGACCUGCCGCCCUACGUGGACCUGGCAGUUUGGCAGCCCUACGGGCGGAGAGCGCUCAAGGCGACCAAGUUCAGGGCGUGGUUCCCGGACGGAGCGGGGGCCUAUAUCGCGAAGGAGCUGCCGGGGCCCUCGAACUACAGCCAGUGGCUCGCAGCCUGGCGGGUUUUCCAGACGGCGGCCAUCAUGCUGGACAUCCUCCCGCUCGCCACCCUCCAGCUGUACGAGCGGCACAUAGAACGCCUGACUAAACUCUACCCGGCGGCGUGGCAUCUCGUAGCCCUUGCCGAUGACAAAGCCCGCGGGGAAAAGUGGGCACGGUUCCGGCUGAAGAUCACCGCGGACAACGCAGCGGGGAAGCCGAAGCCCGACCGGUGGGAUGAACGCCGACCUUGGAUUGCAGCCAUGCACGCCAUCGUCAAUGACAGCGCCUACUGGGAGGAGCAGGUCAGGGCGCCAGCGAACGCCUGGAUGGCGACCGGAGGCCGGGGCGUGCCCAAGACGCCCGAGGACGACUACAACCACAGCCGGGGCUCCGCCGCGGGCCUCGAGGACGAGGGCAGCCCCAACAAGCGGCGCACGGCCAAGGAGCGCCGGCUGCUCAAGAAAGCCAAGGUGAAUGCAGACAAGGAGGAGCUCAAGAGAUUGCGGGCGACGGCGGCGGCAAGGCCUGCAAAGGCAAGGUCAAGAGGGCGCACAAGUGCCGCAUCUGUCUUAGCCCGGGCCAUCGUCAAGAUCCCGAUUUUCCAGAGAUCCCAACAGGAAAAUUGGCAAGACCCUGUUUGCAACAUGUCUUCCGCAAAGCCUCGGCCUCUGCAUGUUGGCCGCUUCCUCCACCUCUACUCGGGCGAGCGGGAUGUGCUAGCGGAGGCGCUGAUGGACCAAUGCGAGAAGGCGGGCAUCACCUUGAAGACCACGAGCCUCGACAUCAGCCGCGGCAACAACCUCCUCGACCCGGCCCUCCACAAAGAGACGCUCCGCGGCGCACGCCGGCUUCCCCUGCGGUCAAGGGAGCACAUCUACGGCCUCCCCGGGAACACGAAGGCCCAACACGAGAAGGCGGACCGCGGAACCGUGAUGGCGGUCAACGCCCUGGAGAUCCUGAUGGCGGUCGAGGGCAGCCAGCUCAACCAGCCCGGCGACGGCCUCCUCAGACCGACGACGAUUGAAAAUCCUCCCGACGGGCACCCAGAAGCGGGUUCUGCCUUUGCCCUCCCGGGGGGCAACACUGCCGAGCCGGUGCGCCUGAAGGGCGUCCUCGAAUACGCCUCGCCGAUCGACGCAGAGCUGCUAGAGGCCUGGAUGGCCUCGACCCAUGAUCCAGACGAAGAAGUUCUUCAUUGGGUGAGGCGGGGGGCCCCCUUAGGCGCCCAUCUGCCAAUACGCUGCACCGGCAUCGAUGCGGACCCAAAGGCGUAUGAAUCGCAAGUCGAAGCCGAGGAGUGGGCCACCCAGGGCAACUACAAGAGCUUCAUGGACAACAGGCUCGACGCGGAUGAGGAGAUGGAGAGGCUGAUGGCCAAGGGCUUCGUCAAGAAAAUCUCCAUCGAAGAUGCGGAGAAAUACUUCGGCAAGCCUGUGGUGAGCCGUUCGGGGCUCAUCAUCAAGGAGAAGGCGGACGGCACGAAAAAGCGGCGUGUCAUCGUAGACGCGCUGCGGUCCGGGGCGAAUGCUCAGGCGGUGUGCCCCGAAAGGAUAGUGCUGCCGCGGCCGGAGGACGUCCACCACAUGCUCAAGGACAUGAAGAGAGCGGAGCCGGACCUGAGGGCGUGGUACUUUGCCAACAAGCUGGACCGCAGCGAGUGGGGAGCCGAGUUCAUCGCCGCGGACCUCGUCGACGCCUUCACCCACCUUCCCAUGGCCGAGGAGGAACUGGCGCAGUGCGUCUCCCCCGCGGGGGACGGGAAACACGUCUACGUCUUCGUGGCCUUGUUCUUUGGGCACAAAACAGCUCCGCUGCUUAUGUGCCGGUUGUCGGCUUUGUUCACAAGGUUGGUGCAGGGCAUGUUUGCCAAAGGGGAGCUGCAGCUGGCCACCUACGUGGACGACCCGCUCGCAGUCCUGGUGGGCUCCCGAACCCGCCGGCUCAGGAACCUCUCCCUCAUGCUCCUCACCUUGGCGGCGCUGGGCAUCCAGCUCUCGUGGGCCAAAGGCGACCGAGGCACCAAGUUGGUCUGGAUUGGUGUCCAGUUCGAGCUCAGAUGGCGGGAGGGAGCCCUCUUCUGCGAAGUGCCAGACAAGCUGAGGACGGAGAUCCUGGGCUACCUCGACAAGUGGAAGGGGAUGAUCCCCGUCUCCGAGCUCAGGUCCGUCACGGGCAAGCUCACGUGGGCCGCGGGCAUCUACAAGAGAUCGCGGUGGGCGGUGAGCAUGCUCUACGCGGCUUUGGCGGCCCACGAAGCAGAACUUAAAAGUGGGGAAGAAGAAGCAAGGCGAGCGAGACGAGACGACCCUAGGAACAAGGACCACCUCAUCCCGGUCAAGAGGUUCGAGAUAGCUAGGCGCUGGUUGGCCGAGCUCUUUCGGACCCAGCGGCUGGCUACCAAGAAGACGCUGUGGCGGGUCACGGAGCACGCCAUGAUCAUCACGGACGCCUCCCUUCAGGCUGCGGCGGCCUCUUCCUCAGGACCUCCAACACCUGCCCCUGGACGAUCCUCAGAACUUACGAGUACGAGGUGGACGGGGAGGAUGCCAAGCUCCUGGGCUUUGCUGGGCUCCCACAAGUCGCAGGCUUACUUGGAGGCCCUGGCGCUCUUCCUGGCUGUGAAGGAGUGGGGCACCCUCUUCUCGGGGAUCGACAUGGGCCUCGCCGUCAGGUCCGACUCUACGGUGGCCUUGGCGGUGGCGGACAAGGAGUCGUCCUCUUCCCCGGCCUUGAACGCUCUGGCCGCUGAGCUUUCGUUCAGCAGCAUGGAGCUCACAAUCUGGGCCCCACCCGCCCCGGCACUCGAUCCCCCUCGAAAGGACCCCGAGAGAACCGAGAACACCGUCGAGGGCCGCGCGCGAGCCAGAGGCGACACCGAGGCGAGCCUCCUCGCCUCCAGGGACUUCGGUGGCCACGCAGACGAACGAGCCUUCAGCCUCCGCCAAGGCCAACUUCUUCUCGACGACGAACGCGGCCCCAAUGGCCCCAAGAGCGCGAAGGCACAAGGACGCGCUCGACCUCGCAGCGGCGGUGAACCAAGGCAGGGACCCGUUUCCUUUGGCACCCAGCACGGUGCACAAGUUCGCGGCGGUGCUAAAGAAAGCGGGCUACAAGUCUGGGCCGCAGCACCUGAGUGCUCUCAGGGUCCUCCAAGCAGAGCGGGACUGGGAGCUGCCGGCAAUCAAGAGGGCCUUCGACGACAAGGAGGCAGACGUGCUCAAGCCCGGGAACGUGGCCUACCCAGUCCUCACCUACGCCCUGGCCCUCUUCAUGAUGAGAAUGAUAGAGCUCCUGGACCUCAACUGGACAUCGCCAAGGAUGGUCGCGAAGAAGCUCAAGGCAGCCUGCGAGGCACGGUGGGGUACCACGACCUCCUCUUCAAAGAAAGUGGUGGUGACUACGGAAGGCAGGCAGGCCACGCGGGAGGAAGUUCUACGAGCCUGGUCGGACGCGGCGGGAACACCGCUGCAAGGCCACUCGGCGAGAAGGUCGGGGGCGCUGUUCUACGUGAGGGCAGGCCUCUCGAUCCCGGAGAUCACCUUUCUCGGCCGGUGGCACUCAGACCUUGUCUUCCAGUACGCAGAGGAAGCCUGGGCGGACAAAGCGUGGGCACACGCAGGGGCAAGCGCGGAGCUCCGAAGGCCAAACCAAAGCCGAGCUCUUCCGAGCCGCGGCGGUGGGCGACCCGGCGACCCUACAGCUCGCGUGCCCAGUCAGCUGGAGGUGCUCAUCGACAGGCCCAAGUGGAUCAAAACCUACGGCCGGUCCAAAGUGGUACACCUGAUGGACCCAGCACCCACAGUCUGCUCGGCGCAGUGGAAGACCAAGUGCGGGUGGCCUUUCGCCCGCUCCAAGCACUUCACCCUCUACGCGGAUCCGCCACCGGGCACCAGCAAGUGCAGGAAAUGCAGGCUACACAUGGUGGGCAUCGCGGCAAGCCAAUACGCAAGAAAGUGCGAUGCAACCGCAGCUUUUAUGGGCCUGGGU